GAACCAAAUCAACGACAAUCUUUUAUAAGAUCAUUUUUCUUCUCUGUGUUUUUGUCUCAAAACCGUCUCUCUCUCUCUCUUUCUCUCUCUCUCUCUGUAUUUUGUGAAUCUUUUGAUUAAAGAGAAGGAUUUUUAGUUAUGGAAGAGACAAUGAAAGAGCCUACGCCUGCUGCUGCUGCUCUUGGGAAAUCGAAAUUAAGGUAUCCUUUGAGAUCGGCGACGAAGCUGAAAGAGGAGAAGACACCUAUCGCUGAAUCGUCAACUUCUUCUGCUUCCAAGAGGGCAAGGUCUGUGCCUAGUGUAAGUAGAAGCAUGGGUGUUCUUGAUCUUCCUGGCAAGGAAAAAUCAUCUGCUAAGCCACCCAGAAGGUUGUCUGUUCCUAUCAAGUCUGGGGUUGCUGCAACUGCAAAACCACUUGGGACAAUCACCCCUAUAUCUGAGGCUAGAGCAAAGAGGUCUACUAAUGGUCAAGGGAAAAGUGAGACACCUCUUUCUGAUGUUUCUAGAACUUCCAGCCGAAAGAAGUUCAACGCCCUGGCUUCAUCUUCUUAUUGGUUAUCACAAAUUAAGCUUUCUGAAUCUGCUGCCAAGCACACGAUCUCGCUUGGGUUUUUCAAGCUUGCUUUAGAAGCUGGAUGUGAGCCUCUUCAACGUAUGCGGGAUGAGCUUAAAUCAUAUGUUCGUCGUCAUGAACUCGGUGAAGUUUUAGAAUCAGUGAAAGAAUUAUCUGAGAGCUAUAAUAUUGCGGACAAUCAAGAGCAGGUGCAGGUUUCUGAAACCUGUUCCCAAAUUCCUGAAGAGGGAACUCGAUCAUCUGAUGAUGAAGUUCACAGCUCCUCUUCUACAAUGGGAACUAGGAAGCUGCGGCCUAGGUCUCUAAAUGCUGAUGCACCACAAGUCACUGACUCGUCCAAGAAAGAGGUUCUUCAGAAGAAUGCUACCGCAAGUAGGAUAAGGGCAACUCAAAGCAAGAAUAUUGCUAAAUCAAGAUCUGUUUCAGACAGUGCUGGUCGUAAGCCACAGAAGAAACCCCAAAGGCCAAAUAAGCAAGAAGGUAGUAAGGAGAAGGACAGGAUGAAGAAGCAGGGACAAAAACCUGCCACUGAAGAAGGUCCAGUGAGCCCUCCAGUAGCUGCCCUCACACCUGAAGAGGAUAAAGAAAAUAUGGAUGCGCCGCCGAUGGAAGAGAUCAAUGUGACAGAAGUCAGCUAGGCAAUUGUGCAGCAAAAAGCUGCAUCAUAUCAUUCUCAUACUUUUUGUUGGGCUUGGCUUCAGUGUUUUUUAAGUGGGGGCUUUUCCUUUGUAUAGCAUAGAGUUCGAUCUGGUGUGAAAGCGAGACCUUUUCAUUUGUUUUCAAGAAGUACGUGUUAAAAGUGCAUCGCAUGGAUGUUAAGUAUUAUAGAUUUGUUGGUCUCACACAUUGUAUUUGAUGAAUUCAUUACAGAUGGGCUUGUUAUUGUUAUCAAUAACUCCAUUAUAAGUCCUUCGUUUAACAUGAAAAGCUUCAUAUAUUCCUUGAAUUGGACGAAAUAUUAUAAUCAGGAAAUUGGUUUUA
This is a messenger RNA of Ricinus communis (castor bean), 1555 nucleotides long. RefSeq lists its product as uncharacterized. The transcript has 6 exons. NCBI's taxonomy places the organism in Eukaryota, Viridiplantae, Streptophyta, Magnoliopsida, Malpighiales, Euphorbiaceae. The record is from RefSeq and is a predicted model, not a curated record. The coding region runs from base 139 to 1212 and encodes 357 amino acids.